UGAUAUCAACAUUCGGGUGGAUAGAUUGAUAACGAUGCGUUCUCUUGUGGUUUUGUCUUUGGCGUUUGCCGUUGCCUUCGCGGCUGAUGAGUUUGUGAGCACAACCGUUCAACCGGUUAGCCGUGCCACAGCUUCAGCCUCAGCAACCACCUUCAAUCCUUACAACUACUACACCAACCGGUACAACCCCAUCGUGCCAGCACCAGUCAACCCAGUGUUCGGUCGCUACCAGCCACAAUACAGGCCAGGACAAUACCAACCAGGACAAUACAACCCAGGACAGUACAACCCAGGCCAGUACGAUGCCGGUCGCUACACCGCGGGCAAAUACGACAACUCUGGAAAAUACGUGCCAGACAACUCUGGUGCUUACAAUGGUGACCGUGGAGACCGUGGAGCAUCUGGUGGGUUCUACAACCCUUCCGCUGAUAACAGUGGCUCUUACAAACCCGAAAUUGUCCCAGUUGUUAGCGUGUCCAGCACUCCCGUCCCAGUCACAUCAGCUCCAGUGACCACCGCUGUCCCAGUUACCACUUUUGCCCCAGUGACUACUGCCGCCCCAGUGACCACAGCUGCCCCAGAGAUCACAGCUGCCCCAGUCACAACCGCUGCUCCAGUCACCGCCGCCGCUCCAGUGUCCACUUUUGCCCCAAUCUACGUCAGCCCCACCUUCCAGCCCAUCUACAAACCAUACGUGCAACCUUCAGUAGCUCCAGUCGUAUCCAAGGUACAAUUCGAUUACAACUACGGCAUCGUCCGCCAGGAACAAGAUGUCCUUCCCGACGGCUACCACUACCUCUAUGAGACUCAGAACGGAAUCCUUGCCGAGGAAGACGGUCGCUUGGAGAAAAUCAACGACUCCGAAGGAAUCAGAGCCAAGGGUUUCUACGAAUUUGUUGCCCCAGAUGGCAUCAAAUACAGAGUGGACUACAUCGCUGAUGAAAAUGGUUUCCAAGCAUCUGGCGCUCACUUGCCCCAGUAAAUCUAGUCAUUUUAAAUAAUAUAUUGUACCUUAUAAAUAAUAUUUGCACAUGUUUAUAAGGGAAUUUAAGAUUGUGAUAUAAAAAUAAAUGUUAUAGACCUGUUUCAAA
Molecule: messenger RNA, 1091 nt
Organism: Leptidea sinapis
Lineage: Eukaryota; Metazoa; Arthropoda; Insecta; Lepidoptera; Pieridae
Product: larval cuticle protein LCP-30-like
Exons: 5
Coding region: 35-982 (315 amino acids)
Cellular component (GO): chitin-based extracellular matrix
Molecular function (GO): structural constituent of chitin-based larval cuticle
Source: RefSeq, a predicted model, not a curated record